AUGUCAAAUUUAAAGCCCGUGGCAAUAAAUGCCCAUUACAUUCGAGUUGGAUAUCAGGGACGCAGCACAGCCGUAGCACGUGUAGUAAUUGUCAACGAUGAGCAAAAGCUUCUACAUGACAUUUAUAUUCGGCCAGAUGAAGGUUUAUUCGAAAUUCCAUCGUUUGAAGACGAAUACAUCUUUAAAAAGGUUAAAAACGGUAAAAAUUUGAUGAUUUUUUAAAAUUUUUCGGAAUUUUUGGGCUUUGAAAAGUGUUUUUGGGUAAUAAAUUUUGUUCAUCGUGGACUUUACAACAUUUUCAACAAAAAAUUUUAGGUCUGAAUCCAUUACAAGCCGCAGAAAUCAUUGCCCAACACCUAAAACCCCAUAUUGUAGUAGGUCAAGACUUGGUGAACUUAUUGGACGACCUCAAAGUAACUUCAAUUUAUGAAAAUAGAAUCCGUGAUUUGAGGAAAUAUUCAAAAGUACAAUUGUUAUAUCCAGGUGGAGCAAUGUUGGACUCUAACGUGUCUAUUCAACGAAUGGCACAUGAGAUUUUGGGGGCGACGGUAGGUUGGACGGAAAAUGAAAUUUUUAAAAAUUGAUUAGGAAAUUUGACAAAAAUAUUGAUUUAUCUUACAAAGAAGGUCUCAAAGUAUAUAUUCGAUUCAAAAGUUCCGGAUUCUAAAGUCAAUUUAUCGACAAAAAUGAAUGUUUUAGUACCCAACCGGCUGUGACAAAGUAGUGGAAGAUGCGAUCAACAUGAUGAGGCUCUACAAGCUGGCAGCUCCGACGUGGGAAGCUGAAAUUAAGUCACAAUCUUCAAUAUUAUCUACAUGGCGUCCAGCGACAACACACCAAGCCCAGCAGGAAUCAGAAGGCUUUAGUUGGGGCGCUUUGGCCGCAGGCGCAGCAGCUGCCGGCUUUACCAUUUUAACCGCGAAGUACGCUUCGAAUCAGCGAAGAAAUAGAGAAUAA
Messenger RNA from Bursaphelenchus okinawaensis, 957 nucleotides. The record is from the annotation of a GenBank genome assembly. Lineage: Eukaryota; Metazoa; Nematoda; Chromadorea; Rhabditida; Aphelenchoididae.